AUGCGGAAACAGCGCAUAAAUGCCUUCCAGGUACUAAUACUAUGCUUUGUCGGGCUCGGCUCGAUGACUUAUGGAUACACUGCUUCAAUUAUUGGAACCACUCUGGGUCAACCAUCCUUCAUUGAAUACUUUGAGCUAGACACAAGAGAGGACGGGACUGAUCUCAUCUCUACAACCAACGGGCUCUUCCAGACUGGGGGAGUCAUUGGCACCCUUCUUCUUCCUCUAGUCUCCGACAAGUAUGGCAGAAAAUGGGGCAUUGCAGUUAGCGCCAUCUUAGCUGUAGUUUCAGGAGCAUUUCUGGCAGGUAGCACUAAUAUUGCGGAAUUCAUUGUCUUUCGAUUUAUAGCUGGAGCUGCUGCUUUCAUGAGUUUGGCGGCUGUUCCUAUAUGGAUGAAUGAAGUCGCCCCCGUCAAAAUGCGAGCAGGUCUUGUUGAUAUCCAUGCCGUCCUUCUCAUCUUCGGAUAUACCGCCCAAGGAUGGGUAGGAUUUGGGUUUUAUUUCUGGAAACAGGGUGGCAUCAACACAUGGAGGCCCCCUCUGGCACUCCAAUGUGCCUGGCCCCUACUGCUACUCUGUGGUCUCUACUGGAUCCCAGAAAGCCCACGUUGGCUCAUGAUCAUGGAUCGCGAAGAAGAAGCCCGAGUGAUCCUCUACAGACUCCACGCCGACCCAAGCGAUCCCGACAACGAAUUCGCGCGGUCAGAAUACUACCAAAUUAAGAAACAGAUUGCUAUCGACCGUACGCUGGGUAGCUCGUGGAAGGUCAUGUUCACGAAGCCGUCAUAUCGGAAACGAACUUUCCUGGCCAUGGGUCUCACGUUUUUCAUCCAGUGCUCUGGUGUUCUCGUUAUCAACAACUACGGCCCAACCCUCUACAAAAUCCUUGGCUUCAGCCCCGUGAAGCAGCUCCUCUAUCCCGCUGGUUGGCUGACCUGCGCCCUAGGCUUGAACGCAGUCGCCAUUUUCGUUGUCGACCGCUUCCCUCGAAACAAGUACAUUGGAGUCGGCAUUCUCAGCUGCAUGGCCGCUUUAAUCGUCGAAGCCGCGCUGGUCGCGAAUUUCGUACCCUCGAAUAACAAGAACGCCCUUCAGGCUGCCGUGGCUAUGUUCUUCAUCUUCCAAAUGCCUUACAGUCUUGCGCUUGAUGGGCAGGUCACGCAGUUCUCCUACCUAGGCGAGAUCUUUCCAACCCACCUCCGCGCCAAAGGCGUUUCCCUCGGCGUCGCUAUGAUUUCGCUCACCAAUAUUGUCUGGUUGCAAGCCGCGCCGACCGCCUUUAUUACCAUCGGCUGGAGAUUCUACCUCGUUUUCAUCAUCCCAGGCACGAUCGGCGGUCUGAUCAUCUUCUUCUUUUUCCCGGACACCAAAGGCCUGCCAUUGGAAGAGGUCGCGGCGCUAUUUGGAGACGAGGAUGAGAUCGCGGUGUAUCAGCGUGAGAUCGAUAUUCACGGGAACGAAAUUGUGGAUCGGCAUGGGGACUUGAAGGAGAAGGAGCAGGUGGGGUAUUUAGAGGAUGUGAAUACUGGGGAGGUGGAGGGGGGAAGGGUGUAGGUCUGAUGAUGGGCAUUUUCCGCUUCCUCCCUACAGCUUAUACUCCUGAUGGGGACUCACCUUUGCCACAAAAUGUACCAAUUGGGCCAAAACGCUAAAUCACUGUCCCCUCUUCCUAGCACGCUUUAAGUGGAAAAUGUAAAAAUUGGACUGAUAGCUUAGCUUGUAGACCUAAGUUAUGUUCUAGGUCUUCGGUCUAAGAGGUAAUCUUAAAUCGAAAGCGUCCUCCCUUUAUAUUACGCUCUUGAAAUAUCC
This is a messenger RNA of Mytilinidion resinicola, 1809 nucleotides long. Its product is annotated as MFS transporter. The transcript is spliced from 10 exons. The coding region runs from base 1 to 1554 and encodes 517 amino acids. The record is from RefSeq and is a predicted model, not a curated record. Gene Ontology annotation, biological process: carbohydrate transport; transmembrane transport. NCBI's taxonomy places the organism in Eukaryota, Fungi, Ascomycota, Dothideomycetes, Mytilinidiales, Mytilinidiaceae. Gene Ontology annotation, cellular component: membrane. Gene Ontology annotation, molecular function: carbohydrate:proton symporter activity.